CUCCUCCAAUGUGGAGGCGGAGGGAGGGCCCAAAGACAUGUCCCUUCACGCUGGCAACACCUGAAAACAGAGAAGGAAACGCAUUAGAGCCUUACGGACCUGCACAGGAGGCCUCGCUGUCCCCGUCUCACCCCAGGAGCCCUCCCGUACUCCGGUACUCUGGGGGGGUGGCAGUCCCGCACCCGCCGGGCGAUGAACAUCGCAAGGAGAAGAGGCUUUUACAGACAGGAGGUGAACAAGACGCUGUGGGAGCUGCCCAGGAGAUACACGGCCCUCCACCCCGUGGGGUCCGGAGCCUACGGCUCGGUGUGUUCAGCCACAGACAAGAAGACCGGGGAGAAAGUGGCCAUCAAGAAGCUCUGCCGCCCCUUCCAGUCCGAGAUCUUUGCCAAGAGAGCGUACAGGGAGCUCAUGCUGCUGAAGCACAUGCAGCACGAGAACGUCAUCGGGCUGCUUGAUGUCUUCACCUCUGCCCCCUCCUACCACGGAUUCCAGGACUUCUACCUGGUGAUGCCGUACAUGCGGACAGAUUUACAAAAGAUCAUGGGACACGAAUUCAGUGAUGAAAAGAUCCAGUACCUGGUCUAUCAAAUGCUGAAGGGGCUGAAGUACAUCCACUCAGCUGGCAUCAUCCACAGGGACUUGAAGCCAGGCAACCUGGCUGUGAAUGAAGACUGUCAGCUAAAGAUCUUGGAUUUUGGCUUGGCCAGACACGCCGAUGCCGAAAUGACCGGCUACGUGGUGACGCGCUGGUACCGGGCCCCCGAAGUCAUCUUGAACUGGAUGCAUUACAACCAGACAGUGGAUAUCUGGUCUAUCGGCUGCAUCAUGGCAGAAAUGCUGACUGGGAAAACGCUGUUUAAAGGAAAAGAUUACCUGGACCAACUGACCCAGAUCCUGAAGGUCACGGGGCACCCGGGAGAGGACUUUGUGGAGAAGCUGGAGGACAAGGCGGCUAAGAAUUACAUCAAGUCCCUUCCUAAAAUCCCCAAGAAGGAUCUGUCUGUGCUUUUCCCCAAGGCCAAUCCUCAGGCAGUGGACCUGCUUGACAAGAUGUUGCAGCUGGAUGUGGAAAAGCGCCUCACAGCGACGCAGGCGUUGGCUCACCCCUAUUUCGACCAGUUCCGAGAUGUGGAGGAGGAGACGGAGGCCCAGCAGUCCUACGAUGACUCGCUGGAGCACGAAAAGCUCUCGAUUGACGAGUGGAGAAAGCAUAUCUACAAGGAGAUCUUGUCCUUCAGCCCCAUUGCACGCAAGGACUCCAAGAAGCGGAGCGGGAUGUCGUUGUAG
Mesitornis unicolor (brown roatelo) is the source of this 1290-nucleotide messenger RNA. Its product is annotated as mitogen-activated protein kinase 13-like. The coding region runs from base 193 to 1290 and encodes 365 amino acids. Gene Ontology annotation, cellular component: nucleus; cytoplasm. The transcript has 12 exons. The record is from RefSeq and is a predicted model, not a curated record. Gene Ontology annotation, biological process: protein phosphorylation; MAPK cascade. NCBI's taxonomy places the organism in Eukaryota, Metazoa, Chordata, Aves, Mesitornithiformes, Mesitornithidae. Gene Ontology annotation, molecular function: ATP binding; MAP kinase activity.